GAUUGCGCAACAGAGGACAGCUCUGCCCUCACGCUUGUGCUGCCAGAGCACGCCAGCCAUUCCGACAUUUGCAAAGUCUGCAGCAGUAGCGCCGCAACCCUCGGAGAGCAGAGAUGUUUUCCUGCAGAGUGGCCUGGCAAAGGUGCAGGCUUUUGGCACGAAAAACAGCCUACGGGGUGCCCCGGGAUGUUUUACAGAGGCAGCCGAUGUCAACCGUUCCUGGUGGCUCUGGAGAAAACAUUUUGUACGCUGUGCUGUGUGGGGGAGCCUUAGUUGGGGCUAUGUCAUAUGCAUACAGCACUCUGUCCACAGAUCAGAUCAGGUUCGAUGAGCGCAUGGUAGAAAUCAAUUCUAGACCAAAGAUGGAGUGGGUACCUAAACCCUGGCCACCUAAGAGCAAGGAUGAUGAAGAGGGCGGAGAGGAGGAGGCAGCAGCAGAGGCGACCAGCGGAGAGGGCGAGGAUGGGGAAGAGGAGGCUGCUGCAGAGACUGUAGUGGAAGCAGGCAGUGAUGUGGUGGCUGAGGCAGCACAAGAAGUGGAACUGAUUGGAGAAGAAGCGGUUGAGGCUGUUGAGGACACCGCCCAGUCUGUUGCAGAGCCAGCUGCGGAGCCCGAAAGUAAUGUGCUGCUGGCAGCUGCCUCUGCUCUAGAGGUACUGAAGAUUGCUGAAGUAAAAGAAGAACUGGCACCCACUGUUGAAAAUGUCACAGAUGAGGAGUCCUCAGCACCCCUGGAGGCAAAGCAUGGAGAAGAAUCUGCACCAGUUGAGGAGGCUUCUGAGCUACCAGAAAAGGUUCUUUUGACAGUAGAAGCUACAUCUGCAGAAAAGGGUCCUGAAGCUCCUGCUCCAGCAGAUGUUAUAGUUGCAGUAAAUGAAGAGGUCCCUUCACCAGUGGAGGUUUCACUAGUUGUUGAGGAGGCUCCUGUGGUAAUAGAGGUUGCUGAGGAGGCCUCUGUAGCAAUGAAGGCAGCACCACUUGCUCUGGAAACCCCUGCUCCUGCUGAAGAGGGCAAUGCACCUGUUGCUGAAGAAACCCUUGCAAUAGUUGAGAAGGACCCAUUUGUUGAGGAGACCCCUGCUCCACUAGAGGUUGCUGAGGAGACUCCUGCACCAAUGGCUGAAGAGGUCCCUGCACCAAUGGAGGCUGCACCAAUUGUUGAAAAGGCUACUGCAGCAGUUGUUGAAGAGCUCCUGGCAACAGAUGUUGCACUAGUUGUUGAAGAUGCAGCUGCACCAGUUGAUGAAGAGGCUCCUGCAUUAUUUGAGGUUGCACCAGUUAUUGAAGAGGUCCCUCCUCCAGUGGAAAUUGCACCAGUUGUUGAGGAGGACCCUACACAACCUGAGGUUACACCAGUUGUUGAGGAGGCCCCUACACAACCUGAGGUUGCACCAGUUGUUGAGGAAGCCCCUACUCCAGUGGAAAUUGCACCAGUUGUGGAGGAGGCCCCUACUCCAGUGGAAAUUGCACCAGUUGUGGAGGAGGCCCCUACACAACCUGAGGUUGCACCAAUUGUUGAGGAGGCCCCUGCUCCAGUGGAAAUUGCACCAGUUGUUGAGGAGGCCCCUGCAGAAGUAGAGCUUGUACCAGUUGUUGAGGAGGCCCCUGCACCAGUGGAAAUUGCACCAGUUGUUGAGGAGGCCCCUGCACUAAUAGAAGCCGGUGUUGCCACAGCUUUAGUUGAAGGUCCAGCCACCACCGCAGACGUUGUGGCAGCCUCUGCUGCAGAAGUAUCCAACCUGGUGUUGGAAGAAGCAGCUAUAGCCCCUGUGGAGACGCAGGCAGGAGAGCCUAAAAAAGAAUACAUUGUUGUUGUUUUGGAAGGAACUCCUAAAGAAGAAAAGAGGCCCAAGGUACUGGGUGUGGGGCCCAUGACUGGCAGACUCAUUGCUGCCCCAGAUGAUGAUGAUGCCCCUGCUUCUGAGGGAAUGGCUGCUCACUGAUGACUUUCUAUCCUGCAAUGACGAUGAUGUGCCUUUCUCCAAUACAUUCUGUACACCAAUACACACGGGGACUAAAGUGUUGUUAUAGUUUACACACACAUUCCACACAGUGUUUAGAUCAGUUUUUGCUUUAGAGCCAUCAUCCUCACAUAUUAGCAGUAGCCCAUAUGGCUUAAGCCUACAGCAUUUUACACUGACUAGCUUUAGGUGAGUGGGCUGCUCUUUUAGUAGCCUUAAUAACAGUUAUUACAACCUCUGUGAAUUGCAGUCUGUUUACAGCUUACAAAAAACUACCAUUCAGAAAUCUUUUUUUCUUCCUGUUUACUGUUUAAGAAAAUUGAGUGGAAUAUGUCAGUACUCACUUCCACAUCCCACUGACCUAGUCAAUACUGCAACAGUGUUUUGUCUUCAGACCACCAGCAUUCUUUAUGGUACCUGACCCACUCUGUUUUUUCUUCUGUUUCACCUGUAGCAACCUUACUACCUCAGUUUCCUCCUGCUAUCGAUUUCUUCAUAAAGCUGUUACGGGUGCUGAAGCCAGCAACAAUUGCUUCAAUGAGCACAAUUUUUUCUUUCAGAAGCUGUAAGAAGAUUGCCCAAAAAGUUAAACCUGUAAAUCUGUAUAAGGCAGAUAUGUGUUGAUUUCCCUCAGCGAAUUUAACAGUGACAUUAAAUAAAAACGGCUGCUUUCACUGGGUUCAGACUAACGGCUACACACCAUUUCUCAUAGUAUUUGGGCCUCAAUAGCCAGUAACCAUGCACAAAGCAACACUGCAGGUUUUUACUGGCUUAUUCAGCAUUGUUAACUUUUUUAUAGUUUACUCUUCCUCCUUCAUGUUGACACUCCAAUGAAAAUACACUGAAUGUACAAUUGAUUAGUUACCUCUUUUGCACAAUCCAUAUCCUCCAGAGCCCCACUGGUGACACGGGUAGGAACAGUAUUGCUAGUAAUGCAUGGGAAUUAAGUGAUCAAGUUCUGGCCGAGUUAAGAGUAGGAAUUGUGAUAAUUACAUUAAGGUCAUGUAUUAAUGCAUGACUUGCGGACACGGUGCUGCUCUUCAUGAAGCUGCAGCAUGUUUUCAAGUAUGUUCAGUCUUGCUGUGGGAAGAAGUUUGUGUUUGAUAAGUGUUGCAGUAUGUGAGAAGAAAAGUCUGCAAUGUGAAAUGUUUGGACAUCUCUCCGUUAGUCCUGUCUUCCUUUCUUUGUUCCUUUAGACUUUUACACUCUUCAACUACAUUUCUGGCGUUGUUAGCUUCUUGAAACAAAUGUUGGAUCGCUGGGUGUUAGUUCGCACUCAAAGCACAGAAACUGUGACUUUUGACUCUUUUUCUUGUUUUUCAAAAUAAAGAGUGAUAUAAACAGAA
Archocentrus centrarchus (flier cichlid) is the source of this 3307-nucleotide messenger RNA. It is a transcript of the gene mgarpa, whose product is annotated as mitochondria localized glutamic acid rich protein a. NCBI's taxonomy places the organism in Eukaryota, Metazoa, Chordata, Actinopteri, Cichliformes, Cichlidae. Bases 114 to 1943 code for a protein of 609 amino acids. The transcript is spliced from 7 exons. The record is from RefSeq and is a predicted model, not a curated record. Gene Ontology annotation, biological process: anterograde axonal transport. Gene Ontology annotation, cellular component: mitochondrion.